UCCUCCCUCUCUCAUCUACCUUUUCUUUUUCUUCCUUCUUCCGGCGGAAAUCGAAAAGAAAACCCUCCUUCCUUUCUUUCCUCCUAUCGCAAAAAAAAAGCAAAGCGGUGUUUUCUGCAAUUUUGCGCGUUUUUCACUGCGAAAAACUAGAGAGAGAAAGAGAAUUUCUUCUCUUCUUCUCUGAGGUUUGUUAGGGGGAUGGCGUCUAAGAGGAUUCUGAAGGAGCUCAAGGAUCUGCAGAAGGAUCCUCCAACUUCAUGCAGCGCGGGUCCUGUAGGUGAAGAUAUGUUCCAUUGGCAAGCUACCAUUAUGGGUCCUCCCGAUAGUCCUUAUGCAGGGGGUGUUUUCCUUGUUACAAUUCACUUCCCCCCAGACUAUCCAUUUAAACCACCCAAGGUAGCAUUUAGGACAAAGGUUUUUCACCCAAAUAUUAACAGCAAUGGAAGCAUAUGCCUGGAUAUCUUGAAGGAACAGUGGAGCCCUGCCUUAACCAUCUCAAAGGUCUUGCUUUCCAUUUGCUCGCUCUUGACAGACCCAAAUCCCGAUGAUCCCCUUGUGCCAGAAAUUGCUCACAUGUACAAGACUGAUAGGGCGAAAUAUGAAAGCACCGCAAGGAGCUGGACUCAGAAAUAUGCUAUGGGCUAAAGACUUAACAUGUCAGUUGGAGGGGGCAGGAGGCAGCUUAGUCUUUCAAAUACUGUCUUCCAAGCUUAUUGUAAGUGGGGUUGUAACCUUUUGAUCAGUGUGCUCUGCAUCCUAAGCUGGACAAAAGGUGUUGUCCAGUAUUUCAUUAUGUUGAAAGAAAGAGAACUUAUAUGUUGGCCUUCAAUGUUUGUAUGAACGAAACUUAAUCUUCAAGCUGUGAUAUAUGACUGAUUUGGUGCC
Messenger RNA from Beta vulgaris subsp. vulgaris (sugar beet), 885 nucleotides. RefSeq names its product ubiquitin-conjugating enzyme E2 28. Gene Ontology annotation, cellular component: nucleus. Lineage: Eukaryota; Viridiplantae; Streptophyta; Magnoliopsida; Caryophyllales; Amaranthaceae. The coding region runs from base 199 to 645 and encodes 148 amino acids. Gene Ontology annotation, biological process: protein polyubiquitination. Gene Ontology annotation, molecular function: ubiquitin conjugating enzyme activity. The record is from RefSeq and is a predicted model, not a curated record. The transcript is spliced from 5 exons.